This is a messenger RNA of Pichia membranifaciens NRRL Y-2026, 730 nucleotides long. RefSeq lists its product as hypothetical. The record is from RefSeq and is a predicted model, not a curated record. The transcript has a single exon. Bases 140 to 508 code for a protein of 122 amino acids. Lineage: Eukaryota; Fungi; Ascomycota; Pichiomycetes; Pichiales; Pichiaceae.
GCACAGCCCGACUUGCGCCGAUCGGUGGCCAAGCCCGGAGCUGACCUUCUUCAACGGCCUUAAGCGGACGGUGGGGCCGAGCACGAGAGCCGAGCCGAGCGAUCUGCGCGGUGCCGUAGGGCGCUAGGGCAGCUGCAGGAUGGUGCUGACGCUGUCGGCUCGGCUCUUUUGCUCGGCGCGGAAAAAUAACGGCGGCGUGCUGUCGGAAGAAAGCAAAGGUUUUUUUUCUCCCGCCCCGCGGAGCGUAAGUGGCAGGCGACAUGCUGCCCCGAGGGUGUGUCAUUUUUGCUUUACGACAGGAACGAGUGAGCACAAUGUAGUUGGGGCGCGGCGGCGCCCAGAUUGGCCCGGGGCUCACGAGGCGGGGUGGAGGGGAGAAAGCAGAAGAAAGAGGAAGGUCCUGCAGAAGAAGGCUCGCAUUACUCGCACUGGUCGUAUUGGUCGUGUUGGUCGUAUACGAGCUGGCACAGCUGGGCGCAGGCAUAAGGGGCUUGGCGUCGACGGAUGACGGGGAUACACAAGAAUAAAGGAAAAUUCAAGUUUUCUAUGUAGUAGGCAGUUUAUGCAAUUGGUAUAUGAGUCUACGCCGGGGUUACACACCGGAGCUGAUGACGGAGAGGGCAAAGCCAGUGGCAAAAAAGGGAAAUAGGAGAUUAGCCGAGACAAGGGUCCAGGAAUUAGCGAAAGGUAACUCCGACGGCCCAAUGCGGUAGGGGAAACAUAGAAAGUG